AUGGAGUCUUUGUCCUGUUCCCUUUGUGGGACUGUUAGGUCAUCUUUCAAUAAUUAUUUGCAACACUUGCGUCGUAAUCACGGAGAUAUCGGAGCCCAAACAGCAUCGGCCCUAGUGAAAGAGAGAAAGGAAGCAAGAAUGGCAUUGAAGCAGCACCAGUGCGAUUUGUGUAACUUCAGGGGCUCGUCAAAAGAUGCCGUGAGAAUGCAUAAAUUUAGGAACCAUCGGCAGGCUCCACUUCAAAAUCCAAACGCAGAUGCAACCAGUCAGAAGCAGGGUUUGGCAUGCCCCCGAUGCUUUGCAAGUAUUCCCGAUUCAAGAAGCCUCAUCGAACAUGCUCGUAGGGAGCAUAAGUUUCAAGGCAAUAUUGUGACCCAAGUAUUCGAUAACCAUGCAGACUUUAAGAUUUGGAAAGAGAUGAACGAGCGCCGCACUUUCACAUCAUGGUCAUGUUACGCUUCCCUCUCAAGAAAUGGCUAUAAGAUCAAAUAUUACAAGUGCAACCGAUCGCGCAGGAGAAAGGCCGCGAAAGCCACAAAGAGAAGAUGCCACUCUAAAGCAAUUCAGACGGCAUGCACAGCAUUUUUGAAAACAGUUGAGAAUGAAGCUGUUGGGACAAUCGAAGUUGAGUAUUGUGACAAGCACCUUGGACAUACUAUUAGUGGUGCUCUACUACCCUUUGUCUAA
Molecule: messenger RNA, 687 nt
Organism: Cooperia oncophora
Lineage: Eukaryota; Metazoa; Nematoda; Chromadorea; Rhabditida; Trichostrongylidae
Source: the annotation of a GenBank genome assembly